Messenger RNA from Hypomesus transpacificus, 618 nucleotides. RefSeq names its product gap junction protein epsilon 1a (gene gje1a). Gene Ontology annotation, cellular component: connexin complex. The transcript is spliced from 3 exons. NCBI's taxonomy places the organism in Eukaryota, Metazoa, Chordata, Actinopteri, Osmeriformes, Osmeridae. The coding region runs from base 1 to 618 and encodes 205 amino acids. Gene Ontology annotation, biological process: cell communication. The record is from RefSeq and is a predicted model, not a curated record.
AUGUCUUUAAACUACAUUAGGAACUUCUACGAGGGAUGUCUCAGGCCUCCGACAGUGAUAGGCCAGUUCCACACGCUGUUUUUUGGCUCUGUGCGGAUGUUCUUCCUUGGGGUUCUGGGGUUUGCUGUGUAUGGGAAUGAAGCCCUCCACUUCAGCUGUGACCCAGACAGGCGAGAGUUAAACCUGUACUGCUACAAUCAGUUCCGACCCAUAACACCACAGGUAUUCUGGGCAUUACAGCUGGUGACAGUUUUAGUCCCGGGUGCUGUGUUCCACCUCUACGCAGCCUGCAAGAACAUCGACCAGGAGGAGAUCCUCCAGAGGCCUAUCUACACCGUCUUCUACAUAAUCUCGGUUCUCCUGCGGAUCGUUCUGGAAAUCUUUGCCUUCUGGCUUCAGAGUCACCUGUUUGGCUUCCUGGUCCAUCCUCUCUACAUGUGUGAUGCCAGCGCUCUGGAGAGGGCCUUUAAUGUCACCAAGUGCAUGGUACCAGAACACUUUGAGAAGACCAUAUUUCUGAGCGCGAUGUACACCUUUACCGUGAUCACAGUGCUGCUUUGUGUAGCUGAGGUCUUUGAGAUACUCUGCAGGCGCCUGGGGUACCUGACCAAUCAAUGA